This is a messenger RNA of Zootoca vivipara (common lizard), 2066 nucleotides long. It is a transcript of the gene DDX47, whose product is annotated as DEAD-box helicase 47. Gene Ontology annotation, molecular function: ATP binding; nucleic acid binding; RNA helicase activity. The record is from RefSeq and is a predicted model, not a curated record. Gene Ontology annotation, cellular component: cytosol. Lineage: Eukaryota; Metazoa; Chordata; Lepidosauria; Squamata; Lacertidae.
ACCCGGAAAGCGAAGUGGGAGCCGAACGUGGCGGCCGGCAUGGAGGGCGAGGGCGCAGUCGAGGAGACCGCGAAGACCUUCAAAGAACUGGGAGUGACCGAUGUGCUGUGUGAAUCUUGUGAUCAGUUGGGAUGGAAGACACCAACAAAGAUCCAAGUGGAGGCCGUUCCAGUUGCACUCCAAGGCCGUGACAUCAUUGGCUUAGCCGAGACUGGAUCUGGAAAAACGGGGGCUUUUGCCUUGCCCAUCCUUCAGGCACUGCUAGAGACACCUCAGCGCUUCUUUGCUUUGGUCCUUACCCCGACCCGGGAGUUAGCCUUUCAGAUCUCGGAGCAGUUUGAGGCCCUUGGAUCUUCCAUUGGUGUCCAGAGUGCUGUUAUUGUGGGAGGAAUUGACAUGAUGGCUCAGUCUCUUGCCCUAGCCAAGAAACCACAUGUAAUAAUUGCUACACCUGGCCGCCUUAUUGACCACCUUGAGAACACAAAGGGCUUCAAUUUGAGAGCUCUGAAGUAUUUAGUUAUGGAUGAAGCCGACCGGAUCCUCAACAUGGACUUUGAGACAGAGGUAGACAAGAUCCUGAAAGUGAUUCCCAGAGACAGGAAGACAUUUCUCUUUUCUGCUACCAUGACUAAAAAGGUGCAAAAACUCCAGCGUGCAGCUCUUAAGGACCCUGUCAAAUGUGCCGUUUCAACUAAGUACCAGACGGUUGAAAAACUGCAGCAAUACUAUGUCUUCAUCCCUUCCAAGUUCAAGGACAGCUACCUCGUCUAUAUUCUGAAUGAACUUGCUGGGAACUCAUUCAUGAUAUUUUGCAGCACCUGCAACAACACUCAGAGGACAGCCCUCCUCCUUAGAAACCUGGGCUUCACUGCCAUUCCCCUCCACGGUCAGAUGAGCCAGAAUAAGCGAUUAGGGUCACUGAACAAGUUCAAGGCUAAAGCACGUUCCAUUCUACUGGCUACCGAUGUCGCUAGCAGAGGCCUGGACAUCCCCCAUGUGGAUGUUGUCGUGAACUUUGACAUUCCCACCCAUUCCAAGGAUUACAUUCAUCGUGUAGGGAGAACGGCUCGAGCUGGGCGCUCUGGAAAAUCCAUCACGUUCGUCACACAGUACGAUGUGGAGCUCUUCCAGCGCAUUGAGCACCUGAUAGGAAAGAAGCUGCCUGCCUUCCCCACGCAAGAGGAGGAGGUCAUGAUGCUGACCGAACGUGUGGCUGAAGCACAACGAUUUGCUCGGAUGGAGUUGCGGCAGCAGGGGGAAAAGAAGAAGCGUUCCCGCGAAGAGGAAAAGGAAGAGGAUGACACCGAGGGAGCAAUGGGGGUCAGGAACAAAGUGGCUGGUGGGAAAAGGAAGAAAUGGAAAGCCUGAGAAAGGAAGACACCCGGAACUAUUUUUUCCAUGUUUUUAAGCUGCUUGGCUUUCCGAGAGUCACCAGUAUCGGACUUGACCUUUCAGCAUAUCCCAGAGAGCAAAAGGUUUCCUGAUCCACUAGCACCUUUUGUAAACUUCUUUAAUCCAGAAGCAAUUCUCCUGCAAGCCUGGGAAAUCUCUUUUAAUGCUAUGGGGAGACCUAGUACUUCUGCUGCCAACAGUUGCUCCUGUCUACCAGCAGGCCACAGUGGAUUCCCUAAGCUACAUGAAAUGGAUAUAUGGCAGAACCUUUUCAAGCUGCUACUACCAAAGUCAGUGGAGAGAGACAUUUGCACCCCUAAUUUUAUAAGAAAAUUGUCCAAAAUAAAAACAAAGUAAAAAAAAAAUUGCAUGCUGUGCUGGUUCCAAGACGUGCAGGCAAAGAAGAUGGAAUAGGUAACUUGCACCUUAAAGUUACUUAAUUUAUGUAAUCACAGCUUUGUGCAGGUGUUUGUGGGCAAAUAAAUAAGUGAGAGCAGCAGAAACCUGCUCUCCAUUUAUUUAUUUAUUUCCCACCCACGUGCACAAAGUGGACUUACUCGGCUCAGGGAAGGCAGUGCUUGGGCUCUGGCAGCAUCCCAGAAUCCCUGUGUUACCUUCUCAAAGCUGGGUAAGUGGGGUGCUGGGCUUUGGGAAGGAGGCACAAGAGCUCUGGC